AUGGACUACGAUGAGUUUGGAAAUUAUAUUGGCCCUGAUCAGCUAGUAGAAGUUACCGAGUCAGAGUCCGAAGCGAGUGUGGAGGAGGUAAUUGAAGGACAGAACGAUCAAGCUAUUGUUCUACAGGAAAACAAAGUCUACUACCCGCCGGCGCAGCAGGUUUAUGGCGAUGUGGACAUUGUGGAUGCGGAUGAAGAUGCACAGGACAUUUCAGUGCCCUUAAUCAAGCCUAUUGAAGAAAACGUACACAUUAGUACUGCUAAGCCACCUAAAGUUCGCUAUGAUCGACAUUUCCAACGUGAACUACAAAAAACGGGCGUUCAUAGUCGUGUUGUCGUUCUGCUAGGGGCUCAGGGGCACGGGAAAACAAGUCUGAUUGAUGUUUUAGUUGAGAAUACACACCUCCUGUCUGAAAUGCAAUUGAAGAAGCCGUUAAAGUAUACCCACACCCAGGAGUUUGAAAAGGGUAGGGAUUUAUCGGUUUUUAUCACGCCAAUAAGCUUACUUUUGCAAUCCUCGCAGUCAAAGUCUUUUAAUAUUCACUUUCUUGAUACUCCAGGACACUCAGACUUUUUUGAUGAGGUCAACUGUGCUAUGGGUCUGGCUGAUGGUGGACUUCUCUUGAUUGACGUGGUGGAAGGUCUCUUGCCCGCAGCCCGUCGCGCAAUCAGGCGAGCAGCAGAGCUCAAGUUACCUCUAAAAUUUAUUUUCACCAAAAUUGACCGUCUGAUUAUUGAUUUGAAACUACCCCCUACUGAAGCAUAUCACAGACUUGAUUAUUUGUUGGACGAAGUAAACGAUUCCAUGGUGCGUGCACAUUUGGAAGCAUUCGACUCAUCAGAUGUUCUAUUCACCAGUGCCAGCAAUCAGUGGUGUUUCAAUUUGGAUGUGUUUGCAGAAAUGUACGAGAUCACUCCUAUGCAUCUAUGGGGUGAUGUAUUUUUCGAGAAUCAGAUUUUUAGCUCAAACGGAAAUCAUUGGAGUUUUUCAGAGCUUGUUCUGGCCCCUAUUUACAAGAUUUAUUCGGCAGCAAUGUCUUCAGAUGACGAUCUGGCAAAAGUUCUCGAAGAACUUGGAGUCUCGUUAAAAAAGAGCGAAUUCAGGAUGAAUUAUCUCCCCAGGCUCAGGUUGAUUUUCAAUCGAUUCUUAGGCUGGUCCUCACUUGUGGACAAAAUCACAGAGUUUCCUUAUGAACACAAGACAAUAAUUGGCAAGUCGGUUGUUGCUGGGUCUCAGUUGCUCACAUUAGCAAGAAUAGGGGAACCUUUGGCGGUAGGCGACGAAGUGCAGGGUCAGAAAAUCGAAAAUUUCUGGAUCCCGUAUGCUCAGUAUAGAAUCCCGCAAAGCGAGGUGUACCCUGGUGAAAUUGUUUUAAUAGAUGUGGAACCAACCACAGAACGAGUGAGCGUGCCAGCUGUUAAACUAGGGAUCGAGCCUCUUUUACCCACUGAUCAACCGAAAAUGCUCGCCGCAGUAAGCCAAUGUCUUCACUUGUUUCCCGGCUUGCAUGCUGAAGCACAAGACUCGGGUGAUUAUGUUCUCUUUGGCACUGGCGAGAUGUUUUUUGACUGCGUAAUGUAUUAUAUUCGAGCUGUGCUUGGUCAUGUCGAAGUCAAAGUCUCUGAUCCGGCUGUAAAAUUCGCAGAGGGCUGUGUCGAGCAAUCUUAUGCUUCUUGCCCUGUUUCUAUGCCUGGAGGUGGAAGUAUCACAGUGCUAGCAUCCCCUGUUCCCCAAGAGUUGAGCAAAGAGCUAGCACAGGUUCCUAAAACACUUGCCGCAUUGAAACCUAUACUCAAAGCUCAUGGAUGGGAUAACAUGGGUAUUAGAUCGGUUUGGUGUUUCGGCCCAGAUGUUAAUCGAGGCAGUUGUCUAAUUCUUAAUGAUGUUCUUGGCGAAAACCGGGCUUUAGCUGAAGAUGCUCGUGAGGAGAUUACCGACGGGUUUUUGAUGUGUGCUCACCGAGGACCCCUUUGUGACGAGGAAUUGCAUGGCACCAUUUUCAAGGUAAUUGGUUUCGAUAAAGGGAAAGCUACAAGUGGCCAGAUUGUCGCAGCGGCUCGUCGGGCCUGUUAUUCUGCUUUCUUGGUCGCUUCUCCCCGCCUACUUGAGCCAUGGUACGAAAUCUGUGUUGUUGGCCCACUGAAGGCAGGCAGAAGUGUAUAUGAAAACUUGAGACAGCGACGUGGUAAGGUUCUGGACGAUCGACCAAUUCCUGGGACUAACUUAUAUCGCAUUGAGGGUAAAGUACCUGUUAUCGAUUCAUUUGGGUUGGAGACAGACAUUCGAGUAGCCACAAAAGGCCAAACAAAAAUAAGCUUUGUGUUCAGUCACUAUGCAGUUGUCCCUGGAGAUCCAUUGGAUGGAGAUGUCGAGCUUCAACCUUUAGAGACUGCGGUCGGAGCCCAACUUGCCCGAAAUUUUGUAUCAAAAACCCGGAAGCGAAAGGGCUUGUCAAACAGCCCUUCGUUGGCAAAGUACCUCGAUAAGGACGUUGCUGAGGUUCUUGGUGUCUCGUGA
This is a messenger RNA of Wickerhamiella sorbophila, 2517 nucleotides long. RefSeq names its product U5 small nuclear ribonucleoprotein component CLO. Gene Ontology annotation, molecular function: U5 snRNA binding; GTPase activity; GTP binding. Gene Ontology annotation, cellular component: U4/U6 x U5 tri-snRNP complex; U2-type catalytic step 2 spliceosome; cytosol. NCBI's taxonomy places the organism in Eukaryota, Fungi, Ascomycota, Dipodascomycetes, Dipodascales, Trichomonascaceae. Gene Ontology annotation, biological process: mRNA splicing, via spliceosome. The transcript has a single exon. The record is from RefSeq and is a predicted model, not a curated record. Bases 1 to 2517 code for a protein of 838 amino acids.